AUGACCCACGACGGACCCAACAGCCAGGAAGCCCGUCACUUCACGGAGGGCGACCUGAAUAUCUCUCGCUACAAUGACGCCGUCGCUGCCGCCGGUGACCGGGACCCCGCCAUGCGCUACGGUCUUGAAGGUGCCACGAUGCUCCCAGGACGUGCCCGGGCCGGCUUCGAGAGUGUGGCCGCAGGCUGGCAGAACUUCUACCUCGCAACCGAGAACCACAACGAACACGCCGAAGGUCUGGGCGAUCUGCACGCCGGACAGCUGCACCGGCUGAAUCGGGCUGUGCGUGGGGAGGGUCCUGGCGGUGGCCGCAUCGUUGCGGUUGCCUCCAAGGCCCCGUCAAAGCGCCCUGCCGCCGCGUUUCUCGGAGCCGCUAAAUCUGCUCGGCGUGAUUGGGAUGCCAGAAUGCUGGCUGUUUCGGGCGUGUCGGCGCGUCGUGCUGCUCCUGCCCCCAUUCCUGUCGCUGCUCCGAUCACUGUUGCUGCCCCUGUUCCGUCCCCUGUCAGUCGCCCCGUGGUCGUUUCGGCGCCGGCAAAGCCGAAGGAGAAGCCUGCCGAACCGAAGGCUCCUGCCAAGAAGGCCCUCGGCGGGCUCAUGCAGAGCAAGUGGGCGAACUGAGUGUGGGAUUCAAGACCUGUAGAUAGUGGUUCUGCAUACUGCUUGGAUGCCUUGAAAGGCUCCUAAAGGGUUGACACGCUGGCAACGGUCAUAUAAAAUAGUUCGGGAUUCGGGUUUCUCUUCAAUGAAUGCAGAUCUCCACUUCAAAUUUAACUCUCUUGAUUGUGACGUUGUGUAUAUAGAAAAUAACCUGAGG
Molecule: messenger RNA, 814 nt
Organism: Mytilinidion resinicola
Lineage: Eukaryota; Fungi; Ascomycota; Dothideomycetes; Mytilinidiales; Mytilinidiaceae
Exons: 2
Coding region: 1-618 (205 amino acids)
Source: RefSeq, a predicted model, not a curated record